Molecule: messenger RNA, 1167 nt
Organism: Penicillium samsonianum
Lineage: Eukaryota; Fungi; Ascomycota; Eurotiomycetes; Eurotiales; Aspergillaceae
Exons: 4
Coding region: 485-1105 (206 amino acids)
Source: RefSeq, a predicted model, not a curated record
UUUCUUUCCUUUUUGGGUUUAAUUGCGGUGGCACUGACAGGGGCAAUCUGCAGCAGGACAACCAUGAAACCGUGUUCAGAAGGUGCCCUACCCCGUUGCGAAUGGGCCAACCACUAAAACAUGACCAGUGAACGAGACAAGGGCAAUCUAUUCUGCCUUAGAGAACCCCAGAUAAUGUCUUCACUGCGUUGUACGAAAUGUUCAUGGUCAUUAACUUUACUCCAGACAUCGUUCCACGGGGUGAUGCUGAUUUGGAAUGAGGUGGUAGGGGGGUCUUCCUCUAGGCGACAUGGCAGAUCAGGGUAUCGCGCAUCCCCCGCAAGUUCUGUUCGAUCGAAGCGUCGAAUAGUCUUUUCAAGUCUGGAUAGACUGUCAACGCCCCCACCACUGACGAGGGAAGGCAAAGUUCGGUCGAUUGAUAUGCCCUCACCGUGACAUCACCGUUUCUGAAGCCGAAGUAUAUAGCACAACAACAAGAUGUGCGAUGAAGCCAAAUACAGCAAGACACGUCAUGAAUUCGCGCCAAGUUAUGAGUUUUGAUAUCCCUACCGUCGCCGAAAUCCAGCUCGCUGCCGAGCGGGGGCAGCGCAUCACCCAGGAUGAUGUUUCGGCAAUCUCGCAGGCCGAGAGCGCGUUGACUGGACGCGGACCUUCUCGGGGUGGACCAGCUGCAACGGCCCAGAGUCUUUCUAUGCGGCAAAUGAAUUUCGAAAAUAAGGUCGCAGAAGUAUCGCGGAAGCCAUCAAGCGCAAUCUCGCUGGAAGAUGCUGAGGAAAUUCAAGCUACAGAGGUCAGGGAAUCCCCGUUAAAAGUUCAGCAGUGUCAAAUAAAAUCACUAACGCGAGGGACGUGCAUUCAACCAACCCCCGGAGUCGGCUACAUCUCCGCCCAGGUUCGGUCGAUCGCCGACAGUAACGAUGCUUUGGGGCUUACAGCUGCGGCUGAUGUGCCUGCAUACAUCACCAAGGAUGAUGCCCGUGACGCACAACAUGCCGAGGCUACUGUUUAUGGCGGUCAGAAUCCUAGGGGAGGAAUGGCCGCUCAGAUGCAGAGUGCAGCAGACAAGAUCGACAAUGCCCGACGAGGCAGUUAUGGCAGCUUUUAACAUUUGAUACUGUCGUGUAAAGUAGCCAUACCGCACAUAACAUAUAUAUAUUUUCCAUCAAC